ACGGUAAACUCUUAAAAGUGAGUUUAUAUUUUGAUCUUGUUGAAGAGUUGAAGCGCGACGGACCAAAUGGAAAUUAAGCUUCUUACUUUCUAAGCGCGUUGGACUUUACCCACCGGCUGUCAGAUGUGUAUAUACACUUAUUAUAUAUGCAUUUGCUGUAGGAUUUAAUUCCCGUUCUCUGUGAAAAAGUGUCACUAUCUGGAAAGUUUCCAACAAUAGAGGGGAGACAGUAACAGACCGCCUCCUUGCUGUAAAGAGGGCGGAAACACAACACGACCACCUUGUCACCUCGGAGAGCCGGCGUUUUGUUUAGAAGGUAACCACGUCUCUUGGUGGAGUAGGACACAGCUGAGUGUUUGUGGGACUUAUAAUGAUGCACAGACUCGGAAUGAGACCUAACCUACUUCUAAUGUCCUUCACUGGAUUAAAAGUUUAUGAUAUUUAGCCUGACUUUACCGAAAUGAUUUCUGAGAACAUGUGUGGGUUUGGUCUGCUUCUGCAAGACCAUCAGUGAUCCUUUCAUUCGCAUAUUUUUUUAUUUUGGGGGAGAAAAAAGAAGAAGAUGGAAACGGGUGUGAGGCCCCACCAGCAGGUUGAGCUCUUCCUCCACCCGCUCUCCAACCCCGGAGCAGCGGGGAUCUUCCCUGAGAUGCUCGAGGUGGCCGAGGAAGCAAACCGCGCCGGAGACUACAGCCUGGCCGUGGAGAUCUACAGCUCUCAGCUCGCAGACCUCCAGCAGCCGGACAGGGGUUUGUGUUUGAGGAAAGCGGACUCUUUAGCCCGGGCUGGGCGCAUAUCUGAGGCGUUGGACUCGUAUUGCACGGCGGCCAACUUGGGCAAACUGCGCCCGGAUGAACUACCCCUCCUAGUAGAAACCAUCGCCCGGACUCUUCGCGAGAAAGAGCUGGGCAUCACCGGGACCUUAAACGGACACGUAAAAAGCAGCAGUGGAGGAGAUGAUGACAUUGAAGCUGAUGGGGAUGGCGCAGAGGAUGAAGUGUUGGAUUUGUUUUCAUGUCGCCUCUGCAAGUGUCUCCUCCACGAGCCCACCACGGUGGACUGUGGACACACUUUCUGCAAAAGCUGCCUGGAGGACGACUCUGUCAAAGACUGUGUGCAGUGCAAGUUAACUUUGAACAAAAAAGGACUACCAAAUGGCUGGAGGUUGAAUGUUGUUCUCAGCGGCCUGCUGGACAAACUGUUUGCCACUGAGAGCAGAGCUAGGAAAUACUGGAUCGAAGGGGAACUUCUGUGGAAAAGACAGAACCUACCGGAUGCCUUGGAGAAGUACAAUGCAGCAUUGGAUUUAGUGCCCUCUUCAGGCCGACUGCUGUGUCAGCGGACUGAGUUGCACAUGGAGAUGAGGGACUUCAGUAAAGCAGUGCAGGACGCCAGCAGCCUCUGUAGGAUGAAACCUCUCAUGACAAAGGCUCAUUGUCUGAAAGCUACAGCGCUGAGUAAAGGGGGACGAAAUGACGAGGCCUUUCAGGAAUAUUUGAUGUGUGUGGCUCUAAAGCCGGACUGGACCAAAGUAAAACUGGAGGCUCAGAAAGUCCUCAGCGAGCUGUUCUCCUCCGUGUUUGAGAAUGAAGACAUGCCAACACCGCUGCACCCACUUCAAGGGGGGUUGGCAACCCGCCUCAUUAAACCUCCCGCCUUGCUCAGAUCACUGAGACCGCUCACACAAAGACAUUGCUCCUCUUCUUCUUCCUCCUCCUCUGCCUCCUCCUCACAGGACUCAGAGUUCAGUGUCAGUAAAAGUGCUCCAGCAGAAGAUUCAUCCUCCAGACUGUCUGCUGCGUCUCCUGGUAGAUCAGAUGCAGCAGCAGUGGAAGAAAGCACCAAGAGCCUAGCUGGAGUUCUGGCUGCUAUCCCAGCUCCCCCUGGUGGCCUCAAGAGGAAACACAGCGGAGAUGGACCCUCUGCAAUCUUCAACACUCCCUCUAAGCUGCUCAGACCUGACGGGUUGUGCAGCUCUCAGACGGCAUCAGUGUGUGGAGGUAGGACGGUUCCUGCCGAGCUGCUGGACAGCAGAGACAUGGAGUGUUCACUUUGCAUGAGGUUGUUCUAUGAGCCAGUGGCCACUCCCUGCGGACAUACCUUCUGCCUCAAAUGUCUAGAACGCUGCAUGGACCACAACCCCAACUGCCCUCUGUGCAAGGAGAAUCUGGCUGAGUAUCUGGCCACCAGGGGUUACAAAAAGACUGUGCUCAUGGAGGAAUUGCUGCAGCGUUACCUUGGAGACGAGCUGGCAGAGAGGAAGAAAAUCCACGAAGAGGAGAUGAAGGAGCUGUCCAACCUAAACCAGGAAGUGCCCAUCUUUGUUUGCACAAUGGCCUUCCCCACCAUCCCCUGCCCCCUGCACGUUUUUGAGCCACGCUACCGCCUCAUGAUUCGCCGCUCCAUGGAGACGGGAACCAAGCAGUUUGGCAUGUGUAUAGCUGACGAGCUCAAAGGCUUUGCCGAUCAUGGCUGCAUGCUUCAGGUGCGAGAUGUGCAGUUUUUUCCUGAUGGGCGUUCUGUGGUCGACACCAUCGGCGUGUCUCGGUUCAAGGUCCUCAGCCAUGGCCAGAGAGACGGCUACAAUAUCGCCAAGAUCGAGUAUCUGGAAGACAAGAAGGUGGAAGGGGAGGAGCUGACUGAGCUUCUGAAGCUGCAUGAUGCCGUGUACGAGCAGGCCAACAGCUGGUUCACCUCCCUGAAAGACAACAUGAAGAGCCAGAUCCUCAGCCACUUCGGACACCUUCCCAGCAAAGACACUGACCCACAGGCCAGUCCCAGCGGUCCUGCCUGGUGCUGGUGGCUCCUCGCUGUCCUUCCUUUGGAAAACCGAGCCCAGCUAACCAUCCUCGCCAUGAACUCCCUCAAGGACCGCCUCAUUGCCAUCCGAAGGGUCCUCAUCUUCGUCACGCGCAAGAGGCCGCGGUGAUCGGGCAUCGGCUCGAGCUUCCAUGCAGUUCUGCGGUUCAUUCAGUAAUUGUCAGUCAUUCAUUUGUUUACUUUGACUGAAUAAUUUUCUCAUUUACACACGUGUUUACUUGGUCAUUUACAAAAAAUCAAGUCAUUCUGUCAGAUCCUCAUGAGUUCUGAAAAGGUCCCUUGUGCUGAGAGAGGUAGGUGGGUCGGGUCUCCGUGCACCCAGCCCCUGGCUCACCUGCCUCCUCUCACUUGGAUGAACCGGGCUACAACACAUCUCUGAACGAGUGAGCUCUCACCUCUCCUCCUCUUACUGUCUGAAAAAGCUGUGAGGAAAUCUGCCUGACUCUCUGUUAUGAAGGAUCAAACACGUGUGUGUGAGCGAAAUGGUUCAAGAGGAAUACAUUUUUUUUUUUUACAUAAACAAACCAGUAGUCACAUGAGCUUAAACAACAGGGGGCUUGUCACAGAUCCAUGUGGCACCCCGUAUCCAUCACUGACUGUGUGUGUACAGGUGCAGUUUCUAAUAAACCUCACAUAACAGAAGUAUUACGCAAAAAUAAAAACACUUGGCAUGACGGCAACACAUCAAAGUGAAUGUACUGUUCUGGCUGUAGUGGGAGUACAUUUUUCUUUUUCUCAAACAUUUGCAAAAUCUGGUCACUCAGUUGCACACGAGGUCAGAUUUCCGUACGCGAAAGUGCUACAGCUGCUUCAUUUGAAAAUCUUCCUGACUGAGCUGAAAUCCACGUGGAGCUCCAAAACCUGCGGCCUCACAUCGUGGUGGGCUCAUACCUCAGACUGUCUCAUAGAAACAUGACAACAUCUCUCUUUUUUGUUUUGAAAGGAAGUUGUUUGCGAGAUUGGAACGCAAGACGGGCUAUCGCACAAGCUCGAGUUUCAUUUAGGAAAACGCAGAAAAAAUGCAUCCUCCCGGAUCCCCGUGAUCUGGAACCUUUCAGUCCUAUUGUAGCAUAUCUCUGGGACUUCAGAUACAGACUUAGUUUUUAGGGUUUGAUUGUGUAUUUUAUUUUCUGUUUCUCUCUCUGCUAUGCCCUUAAGUGUAAGUGUAUGGUGAAAUCUUAAUUUGGGUGAUUUUAUAUGUAUAUCAAUGUAACUCGGAGGCCUUUGUAAUGUUUUAUUUAAGAAGCGUUUCACCCUCUAUCUGUCUCUCUCUCUCUUUCAGUACAUUUACAUGCACACUGUAGGGUGAUUACAGUGCUUGAAGUUGGAGUUAAAUAGUAAACAGUCUAUGGUUAUAGUCAGUGUUUCUAAAAAAGAAAAGAAAAAACUUUGUGUAUAUCCUGGAGGCCUGACAAAUAAUUUUGCUAAUUUAUUUUUUUAAGACAUUGUUCAAAUUGCAUUGUUUAUUCUGAGCCUUUAACAAGUUAAUUGUGUCAUGUUUAGCUAAAUUUUCUCCAACUGUUCAAUUGAGAAACUUAAAAUCAAUCAGAGUAACAUUUUAUGUUUCCAUGCAGCUUCUUGGGUAUAAAAACCUCUGCAGGAUAAUUAUAAGAAAUUUGGUUAAAUGUUGGAAAAAUAAUUAGAGUAAUCCUUGUAUUAAAGCUACUGUAUGGAAAUUUUGACAACUAGAGGUGCUGUAGAGCAACGAUUUAUUUCCAUUGUGUUUCCAUUUUUUGUUAUUAUUAAGUGUUAGAGCAAGAACAUUUCUAGCUUGUUUUGGACACAUGACCACACAAAAGAUGGAGUUUUUAUAAUGCUGAAAAACAUGAUUUUGUUAGGAUAAAAUAUGUUUUGAUGAGAAACACUGAUUAUAAACCUAUCUGUGUUUGUUUGUAAAAUGUCUGUACCCUAAAAAUAUGGAUGGAUGGAUGAAUGAUGAAAAGUGUCGGUGACUUAACUCUGUCUUCAAGUCAUGAAAGGAAAUCAGUUGUUUACCACUCACAUUAUUCCAGAGUGAAGAUCAGACUGAAUCCAAAUGUUUUCACAUGAGAUCUCUGGCUGUGAUUGUGUUCUUGUUGGUGUGCAUGUGAAUGCACUGUUUCUCUGUAUAAUUCUGUCCUUCCAUUUGUUUGUGACUCUACUGCAGUCAGUCGCUCUCCAUUCUUGGGGCGGGGUUCACAAUGUGCUGCAUUUCCCUGGUAUAUUUGUAAAGGGAGAUCUUGUACCUAUUUUUUAUUGCAAAUAAAGAAAAACAUGUUCA
Molecule: messenger RNA, 5080 nt
Organism: Labrus mixtus (cuckoo wrasse)
Lineage: Eukaryota; Metazoa; Chordata; Actinopteri; Labriformes; Labridae
Gene: lonrf2
Product: LON peptidase N-terminal domain and ring finger 2
Exons: 12
Coding region: 563-2929 (788 amino acids)
Molecular function (GO): protein binding
Source: RefSeq, a predicted model, not a curated record